This is a messenger RNA of Cloeon dipterum, 6670 nucleotides long. RefSeq names its product transmembrane protein 132C dtn (gene dtn). The record is from RefSeq and is a predicted model, not a curated record. NCBI's taxonomy places the organism in Eukaryota, Metazoa, Arthropoda, Insecta, Ephemeroptera, Baetidae. The transcript has 12 exons. Bases 221 to 4042 code for a protein of 1273 amino acids.
GGCGGGCACAGCACACGGAGCGAGAUCAGAGAGCGAGACACGCACAGGCAGAGAAAACAUCAAUAAGCAGCUGCAGCAGCUCUCGUCGUCUUGGGUUCAGCGUGAGCAAGCGGAUCGAGCCAGCCAAAAGUCAGUGUCCGGUGCGGUCGGACACUGCGUCCAUGUCGGUGCUCCGGCCUGCGAGCACCCACUUGCUCCCUGCACUUUUGUUCCCCUGAGGAUGCUGCGAGCGUGGACCCUGCUCGCCGCGGUCGCCUGCGCCGUUGCCCUCGGCGGCGCGGGCGUUUCAGCAGUAGAGGUGCACUUUGAAAACAAAGACGGCGGCUUCUUCCUGAAAUACGUGCCGGCCGAGCAGAGCAGCAAGACCGAGCUUGAGGCAGCGGCCGAGACGGCCGAAGAAGCAGCCGAUGAUGAAGAGGAGGAGGCAGCGGCGGUGUUGAGCGAGGAACACCUGACCGUGCUGCAGAGCGCGCAGCCGGCGGCCGUCAGGGCCACUUUCGGGCCUUUCUCCACCAAGCAGACGGUGCCAGCUCGCUACGUUGUGCCCGACGCCACCGUAGACGCGUCGGCGCCACCGCCCCCGGCGCCUCUGCCACCCGACGUGCUCGACGCCGACCUGUUGGCGCACACCCUGGACGUUAGCGCGCACCUCGUGACGCCGCAGGUGCCCCGCGACGCGCCCGUCCUGCGCGUCCUCUUCCACGCAGGCCAACACAAGGCCGCGGCGCCGCCCGUCGGCGCGCCGCCACCGGCCGCGGCAUCCGGCCGCCGCCAGCAGCGCGUAUGCAUCGUGCUGCACGCCACCCUCGCCGACAGGCCCGCGGAGGCUGCCGCCUGCAGCCCCGGCGGCGACGACGGCGUCUGCCUCGCGCAGCUCACACUCCCGGCCGCCUGGUGGCCCUCCCUGCCCAGCCCCGACUUUUUCUCGGAGCCACCCCACGAGACCAAGCCGGUCAACAAGGUACCGCGUCGUAUGGUGCGCAUUUCAUACUCCGUGUUCGAGCCACGCGGCUCCGAACCAUGUUCGCCUUCGCCGAGUGCGCGGGUGCAGAUCCAGCCGGCGACGCCGCUGGGCGCGGUGCCCCUGGUCAGCGCGGUUGCCCCGUACCGCAAAUUGCGCGCCGACCCCGGACUGGCCAUGGUGCUGCCCUACGCACCCCUCUACCCCCGUUCCCGCUUCUACGUGCCCCUCUUUGUCCAGCCGAGGCCUAACGCACCGGCCGUCUCCGUCCUACUCAUCAGGGCGCGAGUGAAAAGCGGGUUGCGGAUUCUUGGCGCGCAAGCAACCUCGUCGCGGUGGCACGUGACCGUGGAGACAAACCCCAAGCAGACGAUCGCCACCGUGACUGCCUUCAGGAAGGAUGAAAACAGUGGUGUGGCACCGCCAACUAGCCUCGAAACCGAACCUCCAGCGCAGCCGACCAACGAGGCCGACUCCGAAAGCAGUUCUGGCGCCGAGGAAGUGUUCAACUGGCUGCUGGAGGUGGAGGAGAGCUCGGAGCCAUGGGAGGGUGGCCGCGUCGUCUGGGGCAUCCGCUACGUGCUCGAGGGCGACACCCGCUUCCACGGCCAGCACACGCCAUCGCCCGCCACUGCCUCCGCCGCCUCCUCCUCAUCCGCCACCUCCAGCUCACACUUCGCCCUGCAGCAGCGACGCGCCCGCCUCCUCAAGGAGGGUGGCGGCGCCGUCGCGGCCGCCGCCGUCGCGCACGAUGAGGACGAGAGACGCAAGAUCACCGCGCGUUUUGAGACGCAGAAAGACGACAUACAUGCUGUCCUCCCUAUUUCCAAGAGCUGGGAGGUGCUGAACACGGCGGUGCUGACUGGCAGACAGGUGUCGCAGGCGAUGAAAGUGUUCAUCGUGAGCAGGGCGGGCAAGGUGGCCGACGUCACCCUGCAGGCGUCGUGCCGCUCCGUCGAGGAAAGCGUUCUCAAGGUGUCGUCGUCGUGCAGCUCGGUGUACGUGGACGGCUCGGAGGUGCGAGGCUCGAGCAAUGCGUCUGUGUUGGUGCAGUAUGGCCCUUACUCAGGCGUGGCCAAGUUCACCGUGUGGACGCCCGAGUACCCCCUGGAGGUGUCCGUCGGUGACCAGCGCCUCAGUCAGGUCAAGGGCUGGCGGGUGCCCGACCUAGCCGCUGGCUCAUCCAUCAGCAAAACGAAGCGCUCCCCAGCUGAGGAGUCAAGUUACACGAGCAGCGGACGCUUCAUUCGCGGAGGAGGCUGGCUCGAGCCCCUCUCACCUGACGAGAAAUUAGAGUCCGCUGACCGGCCGCACUGCCGACUCCGUUUCCAGCAGACCAAUGUUGAGGUUUACUCUCGUUUCUAUGCUGACGACCACGACGUUGGCCGCAUUUCUUUCUUUAGCUCAAAACGCACCUGGCUCAGGGUUACUGACCUUGUGCUCGGUCUGCUCAGGGUUUCCGACGCUCGCAUCGCCUCACUCCACGGCCGCACCCUCCAGGGACAGAGCGUCGGUAGAACAGAAGUUCAGGUGGUGUCACCGGUGACGGGUCGCGUGCUCGGCGCCAAGGAGAUCCGCGUGAGCAACGAUCGCGUUUCUGUGUCUGGACUGACGGUGCGGGUGGUGUCCGGGCUGCAGCUGUCCAUCUCGCCAGAUGGGACAGCUAACGGCUACGUGGCGACGACGUCUGUGACGCGGCGACUGACGGCACAGUACCAGGAGGGCCUGCUGGACGUGGAAUUGCGCUUCAACGACGACACAAGUACGGCGCUGCGUGACGUCAGCGUUGCCGACUACCUUCUCACCGUCGACAGUCAGAACCCGGAGGUGGUGGCGUUCGCUCCCAUGGCCGCCUCGCCGCACCCGCGCGUCAUCGCGGUCGGCGAGGGCCACGGCCCCCUGCUCAGGCUCACCCUGCGCCUGCCAGACAGGUGUGCCGGUCCUGCGGCCACCAAGGGCCGCGCGGCCUCCGCCACUGUCAAGGGCCGCCCGCCGACGCCGCUAGUCCCCAGCAACAACGUGCUUGCUACCGCAUUUGCUGACGUUAAGGUCGACUUCUCCGGCAGCCAGCGCCCUGAGUUUGUGCAGAACGAUGGUAGCGAGGCGGUGAACUAUGGCAACGCCCGAGUUGCCCUACACGAAAUCACUAACAUCCAAGACAUCCUCAUUGGCGUCCCAAUGAAGGACGAGAACAACCACGAGCCGACGGUGCAGGCGCGGCAACACCCGGCGCAGCGGCUGCACGCGGCCAUGACGCCGUUGGAGAUCGGCAUGUACGUGCUGUUGGGCGCCUUCUGCCUCGCCAUCGUCGUCUUCGUCGUCUCGUGCGUCGUCUACGCGUCCAAGUUCAAGGACGAGCACGCGGCCGCCGUGGCAGCCGCGCGGCGACCGAUGGCCGCAGCAGGCCAGCCACACGUGCGGCUGUUGGCGUCGUCGGCCAGCGGCAACAAGCGCGACUCAACCACCAACGCGCACGACUGGGUGUGGCUGGGACGCGCAACUCUCGAGCGGACGCAGCCGCGGGGGCCCGCUGUCCGCCUCACGGCCAACCCGGCCUUCCAGGUAGCCAGCUUUGACAACCCGUGCCAUGUAGAGCUGCCGUCGCGCCCGCCACCCCUCAACACUGCCACCUACUGCAAGCGGCCUGCCUCACAGAACGACAACAGCGAGUGGCACAUAACGGAGCCGCCACCACUGCCACCGCACGCGAGCUCGGCGCUGUCACCGAGCGACCCAAGCUACAAGCCGCCGGUGCCCCCGCACCGCAACCUGAACCCUGCGUCGGCGCCUGUGAGCCCGCCACCGCGCGUGCAGUCGUCGUCGUCGUCUCCGGUGCCAGAGCUGCCGCGGCGCAAGGGCCGGGGGCGCGGCCGGGGGCGGUCAUCGGCCGCCUCCGCCGACGCUGUCACCGCCGACGAGCUGCUGAUGGUGAAGCGGGCGCACGUGGUUGGCAACCCCAUGUUCAGCGAGCAGGAGCAGGAGGAGCUGAUGGCGAGCGACGUCGGCCUCGACCUCAACCUCGGCAUGGACUACGAGCAGAUCCUUGAGUACUUCGACAACCUGAAAGAGUCGAAUGCUUGAGGCCUUUCCCUUCUCGAUCAUUUAUUCACUCUUUGCUCAGCUCCAAGCUGCCGGAAUCGGUCUUUGUUCCGUUCUUGAUUUCCGUUCCGCCCUCCGUGCGAUUUGACGCGAAGACGGCGUCGACAAGAACGCUGUCGACUCGUUAGCCGAGUUUUCUCGAGUCUCCCGCGUGACUGCCCGCUCGCCAUGACUGAAACGGUGAUGUAAAUUUUAUUUGGGAAAAUCAAAAGACCGCAAUUUUGCGCAUUUUUACCGAGCAAAAUGUAAAAAAUAAUAUUUAUUCAUAUUUAGGACCAAUAUGACGUAGACAUUUAAGGAAAUCUACAUCAAAUAUUGUGAGACCUGAUUCGUUUAAUUAUUUAAUUAAACAAUUAGAUUGGGUGACCGCCAAUUUAAAUGGCAGACUUUGUAAAGCAACUUUUUUCUUUUCAUCCAUUAGGCAUUGUAUCACAUUUGUUGCGCUCGCCGUUUCUCGUUAAGGCGGAGCAGUAAAACCAUCCAGAGCCGUUGCCGGGUCCUACGGGGGCUGCACGAGCUUUCAGAAAAGCAGGUGCAUCCCCCGAGAGCGAUUACUUAUUGCCCCCGGCGGAGCAGUUGCGUUAUUCCAUCAAUUAGACAUUAUAGUUUGAGGAAAAUUGCGCGCACCGACUCGCAGCGGAGCCUUGUGAGGACCAAAGCGGACUUUCCGUUCCCAAACGAAAAUAUAUUCACUUUCCGACUUUUCAGUGCAAUAUAUUAAUUAUACCGGAGAAACACACACACACAUACACACACACACGUAUACACGAUGAUGCGUUCGGUGAUUAUUUGAUUUGGCUUAGAGCGACUCGUGUAAAUAGCUGCCUAGGUGUAAAGAAUUUUGUACGUUCCUAACUGGUCCACCUUGCAGGGAAAUUUACGGAGGCGAAGAAAUAGCUAAAAUAUAAUCAAACUCGAGACGUCAGAACGGUCAAUUCAGCAGAUGAAUAUAUACACACACACACACACACUAAAAAGCAUCAUUAUAUGAACAUUCCUAUAAACAAACGCAUGUUUCGUACACCGCGCUUGAAAACAAUACUAACGCUUGAUUGGUUUGCUGUCAAAUGAUCGGUUUCCAUGUGCAUAUCAUGUAAUUGUUAGCCGAGUGCAUGUUCCACGUAACGCAAGAGAGCUUGUCAGUGUUAAAAAAUAACUCAGUGACCAACACGCAGAUCAUUUAUUUUUUCUAAUUCACGCAGUUUUUGUCCGGAAGCAAAAAUAAUAUUUUCCUGCGGUCAUUUGGGUAUCAAACGAAAGACUUUUGCUAACGUGUUAUUUUAGACGAGGGCAGUUGUAACUUUCCUAUAACUUGCUCAAACCGAUUUGUAGCAAGUUCGAUUACCUCUUCCAGACGCUUUGUUAUUUUCGGCAGCCUUCGGUAGGAAAAUUUAAUAAAAAGAAAAAAUAAUACUCAUCGCCACCCUUCAAAAGACAGGGUGUCUAAUUCUAGUCUAAAAACGCGAAAUGUGUUUGUUAAACCAAGAAGCAAGCAAUCUCACGCCAUUUUUAAGCUACGCACAGACUCGACACGCGCGGCUCUCUAAUUUGCUUUUAGCGUAAUUAGGCUUUAAAGAUUUGAAGGACUUGGACCGUAAAGGUUGAAAAUUGUUUAAAAGCUCGCCGCACUAUGAGAGGAGUAAAAUUUGCAUCAGAAUUCUCAGAAUAUUAUUCUGCAGACUAAAGAGGAAAAAUUGGACAUUAAUUUCUCUGGCCAACAAUUGAAAGGGGUUGAGAAUUUAACUAAAUCUUUAUUCUGAAGCAUAAUUUCCUGGAAAAGUAAAUGCUAAAAAUGCUAUGCAAAGUGUCCUCAGUUUUUAGACCAAUUCUCGAUUUUGACCGAGCACGUCCUUUAAUAUGAAUCUAGUCACGAGAUUCGCCCACCGAGAUCAUAAAUAAAUACGUCUUCAAUUGCCGUGUCUAGUCAUAUUCCCGAAUCGCUUUUUGUGUACAACGUUGGGUUUGCUGGCAAAAUGCACGAACUGACUGUUAAUUUUAGCCUUUUCCAUCUUCUCUUUCUUGAUUGUGCAGCAAUAAUCACACACACGUAAAUUAUAAAUGAUAUUUAAUAGUUUUUAAUUUCGUACAGCUGUGUAUGCUCAAACCUUGAUUAUGCAGAAUGACGACGAGCGAAAUUGAAGAAUAAUCUCAUAAGUUAAAAAAAAUACACGAGAAAUAAAUGUUCCCGCCGGUGCUUUCACGCGACACUCGACAAAAGGGACGAAGAGAGAGCCUCGGCGACAACUGUUUAAAUAUUGUGUAGAGAAAGAAAAGUGUUGUGAGUAUAAAUAUGAAAUGUUGAAUUAUAAACACGCAUAUUAUAUAUUAAUAUACACACACGUGCAUAUAUAUACGCGCAUAAAAAUAUAAACUACGGAAUGUGUGUAGCAAAUGAGCGUACUCAAGUGUGGACAGUAGCCAGUGUCCAAUAUUGUACUAAACUACAUCAAAUAAAUUCGCGUCAAACAACUUCCUACCUACCUAAUGAAUAAAAAGUAUAUAUCCAAAAAUAAAACAAACCAACACACACAUCAUUGAAAUACAAAUUACAUAUGUAUUGUGUCUUGUAUAUAAGUCUAUAUAAUAAAAAGAUACACAAAAGGAGUAAAA